Messenger RNA from Fukomys damarensis (Damara mole-rat), 1331 nucleotides. It is a transcript of the gene Slc25a38, whose product is annotated as solute carrier family 25 member 38. Gene Ontology annotation, biological process: glycine import into mitochondrion. The transcript is spliced from 7 exons. Gene Ontology annotation, molecular function: glycine transmembrane transporter activity. Lineage: Eukaryota; Metazoa; Chordata; Mammalia; Rodentia; Bathyergidae. Bases 23 to 1042 code for a protein of 339 amino acids. The record is from RefSeq and is a predicted model, not a curated record. Gene Ontology annotation, cellular component: mitochondrial inner membrane; mitochondrion.
GGUGCGCGGAAGUGCUGCGGGGAUGGCGGGAGGGCGGAGCGGUGGGGCCCUUGCGGCUGCGCGCUCAGGGGCGCCUCCCUGCCCUGCACCGUCGCCGGCGGCCCCCGCGCUCGCGGCCUCCUCGCCCAUGAUUCAGAAGACUCGGGCCGAGCUGCUGCCUCCGCAGGGCAUCGGAGACAGUGUGAGCACGCUGCUGUUACAUCCAGUGAUAAAGGCUUUCCUGUGUGGCUCCAUCAGUGGCACCUGUUCCACCCUACUUCUCCAGCCUCUGGAUCUCCUUAAAACACGCCUGCAGACUCUCCAGCCCUCAGACCAUGGGUCCAGACAUGUUGGGAUGUUGACUGUACUCUUGAAGGUGGUGCGCACAGAGAGUCUUUUGGGCCUUUGGAAAGGGAUGUCCCCCUCCAUCGUGAGAUGUGUCCCUGGUGUUGGAAUCUACUUUGGCACUCUCUACUCUUUGAAACAGUAUUUCCUGCGAGAUCAUCCUCCCAGUCCCCUGGAGUCAAUCAUACUGGGCAUGGGCUCUCGAUCUGUUGCAGGGGUCUGCAUGUCGCCCAUCACAGUGAUCAAAACACGCUAUGAGAGUGGGAGGUAUGGCUAUGAGAGCAUCUACAAAGCCCUGAGGAGCAUCUAUCUCAGCGAGGGCCACCGAGGCCUCUUCAGUGGCCUGACAGCCACUCUCCUUCGUGAUGCACCCUUUUCAGGAAUCUACCUGAUGUUUUACAGCCAGACCAAAAGCAUAGUGCUCCACGACCAGUCUGAUGUAGCCUUCAUUCCUGUUGUGAAUUUUAGCUGUGGGAUAUUUGCUGGUAUUCUGGCCUCGUUGUUAACUCAACCUGCAGAUGUUAUCAAAACUCACAUGCAGCUCUCCCCAGUGAAGUUUCAGUGGAUUGGCCAAGCAGUAACACUCAUUUUCAAAGUCUAUGGGCUGCGUGGCUUCUUCCAAGGCAGCAUCCCACGGGCCCUCCGCAGAACUCUGAUGGCAGCAAUGGCAUGGACAGUCUAUGAAGAGAUGAUGGCAAAGAUGGGCCUAAAGUCCUGACAGGAAAGGAUGGGAAAGAGUGUACUGUCAUCCUGCUUAUUUGUUGCCAAGUGCUGCUUUAUUGCACUCUGCAGUCAGGUGAAGUCUUGCCUGGAGACAGGCAAUAACACUGUUGCUUUGGCUUCCAUUCAGGGAGAUAGAGGAUCUGACUGGAGCCCUCAGUCUUCCAGAAGAGGAGUCACCAGUACACAUAGCACCCUGGGGAGUUGGGAGCAAGGUCUGCACACCCCACAUGGAUACUGGCAAGGCAUUUUCAGAGAGAGCUUUGCCAAGUGGCCUCACCUGCAGU